Epinephelus moara (kelp grouper) is the source of this 653-nucleotide messenger RNA. Its product is annotated as G protein-coupled receptor 161. The transcript is spliced from 2 exons. The annotation marks the transcript as partial. Gene Ontology annotation, biological process: G protein-coupled receptor signaling pathway. Gene Ontology annotation, cellular component: membrane. Gene Ontology annotation, molecular function: G protein-coupled receptor activity. Lineage: Eukaryota; Metazoa; Chordata; Actinopteri; Perciformes; Serranidae. The record is from RefSeq and is a predicted model, not a curated record.
GUAAUAUUCUUGUCAUUGUUAUUGUGGCUGCAACCAAGACUUUCCACUCGGUGACGUCAGUGCUGAUAAUGAACCUGGCCAUCAGUGACCUCCUGGUGGGCGUUGGAGUGAUGCCUUUUGUUGCUUUGUCCGUCAUGAACCGUGGAUGGGUAAACUGUACUGACCUCUGUUUGUACGUGGGUUACACCUCCUCUGUGUACUGCACAGCUUCUGUACUGACAUUAGCUGCUAUUGCAUUGGACCGCUACCACUCCAUCAUGGACUGCCUGCACUACAGUGCCCGCUGCACCCUGUGGAGGACCUGUGCCGUGGUUCUGUGGAUCUGGCUGCAGGCUCUGGUCACCAGUUGUCCUCCCCUGCUGGGCUGGAGCUCGGUCAUCUAUGUGGAUCCCAUGUACAGCUGUGCAGUCAACUGGGCCAGCAGUCCAAGUUACACGGCUUUCGUGGCUGCCCUCAGCUACCUCAUACCGGCAGCGGUCAUCCUCUUCUGCUACGUGACCAUCGUCAAUGUGGCCCGCAGCCACGCCAGGAGAAUUCACACAUUGGAGGAUUCUGUGCAGCGCAGCAAGAACCCAAGCUCUGACUUUGCUCCUGGUGAUUCAUCACUCCAGCACUGUGGGAACCUCCACAGCCCCUCGAGACUGAUUUAUCAU